UCCGUGGAGGCCGAGGAGGCCGUGGAGACCCUGGAGGCGGAGGCCGCCGGGCUGCCCUACGAGCAGAUGCCCGGGCCCACGCCGCUGCCGCUCAUCGGGAACACGUGGAGGCUGCUGCCCGUCGUCGGCCAGUACCAAGUGUCGGACCUGGCGCGCGUGUCCGGGCUGCUGCACCGGGAGUACGGCGACAUCGUCAAGCUGUCCAACCUGGUGGGCCGGCCGGACCUGGUGUUCGUGUUCGACGCGGACGAGACCGAGAAGGUGUACCGCCAGGAGGGCCCCACGCCCUUCCGGCCCGCCAUGCCCUGCAUCGUGAGGUACAAGUCGGACGUGCGGAAGGACUUCUUCGGCUACCUGGCGGGCGUCGUCGGCGUGCACGGCGAGGCCUGGCGCGAGUUUCGGUCGCGCGUCCAGCGGCCCUGCCUGCAGCCCAAGACGGUGCGGACCUACAUCGGCCCCAUCGAGGACGUCACCAACUGCUUCCUGCAGAGAAUGCAAGACAUGCGGGAUGAGAACGGGGAGAUGCCGAAGGACUUCGACAACGAGAUUCACAAAUGGUCUUUAGAGUGCAUCGGGCGCGUGGCCCUGGACACCCGACUGGGCUGCCUGGACCCCGACCUGCCUGCCGACUCGGAGCCCCAGAAGAUCAUCGACGCCGCCAAGUUCGCGCUGCGCAACGUGGCCGUGCUGGAGCUCAAGUUCCCCUUCUGGCGGUACAUCCCCGUCAUCCCGCUCUGGACGCACUACGUCAAGAACAUGAACUACUUCAUCGAGGUGUGCACCAAGCACAUCGACCGCGCCAUGGAGCGCCUGGAGCAGAAGCAGGCGGCCCAGGGCGCGUCGGCCGACGGCGACCUGUCCGUCGUGGAGCGCAUCCUGGCCGAGCAGCCGGACCGCAAGCUGGCCUACGUGCUCGCGCUGGACCUCAUCCUCGUCGGCAUCGACACGAUCUCCAUGGCGGUGUGCUCCAUCCUAUACCAGCUGGCCACGCGGCCCGAGGUCCAGGAAAAGAUGCACGCCGAGCUGGUGCGGGUGCUGCCGGACCCCGACACGCCGCUCACGGCGCAGCACCUUGACCAGCUGCCUUACACCAAGGGCUUCGUCAGGGAGGUGCUCAGGAUGUACUCCACGGUGAUCGGCAAUGGCCGGACGCUGCAGCGCGACACCACCAUCUGCGGCUACCGAGUGCCCAAGGGGGUGCAGCUGGUGUUCCCGACCGUGGUGACGGGCAACAUGGCGCGGUACGCGGGCCGCGCCGACGAGUUCCUGCCGGAGCGCUGGAUGAAGAACCACGACCCCUCGCUCGACGUGCACCCCUUCGCCUCGCAACCCUACGGCCACGGCGCCAGGAUGUGCCUCGGCCGGCGCUUCGCCGACCUGGAGAUGCACGUCCUGCUCGCCAAGCUUGUCCGCCGCUUUAGGCUGGAGUACCACCACAAGCCCCUGGACUACCAGGUGACGUUCAUGUACGCCCCGGACGGCGAGCUGCGCUUCAAGAUGGUGGAGCGAGACUGAGACAGCAAAGCAAAGCUAUGUUUUUUUGUAUGUCCUAAAUAAAUGUUUUCUGUAUAUUGUUAAA
This is a messenger RNA of Thrips palmi, 1579 nucleotides long. It is a transcript of the gene Cyp301a1, whose product is annotated as probable cytochrome P450 301a1, mitochondrial. Gene Ontology annotation, molecular function: heme binding; iron ion binding; oxidoreductase activity, acting on paired donors, with incorporation or reduction of molecular oxygen. Lineage: Eukaryota; Metazoa; Arthropoda; Insecta; Thysanoptera; Thripidae. The record is from RefSeq and is a predicted model, not a curated record. The transcript has 11 exons. The annotation marks the transcript as partial.